CUUCCUGCUAGACUUUUUAAUCUUUUUAUUCACAUUUCAGGGCUGAAUGCAAAAUGUCCUCUAGAAGUCGGCUGCAUCUCCUUCUCAUGCUCCUGUUUGGCCAAGUUUGGUCCAUUUUCUCUGUACAGGAGAUGCAAACAGAUCUUGAAACCAUUAUGAAAAUCAACGCUGCUGGAGAAAUGAUGCAGUGCUCUGCAGCAGUGGAUAUUCUCUUUGUGAUGGACAGCUCCUACAGCGUUGGGAAAGGAGGAUUCGAACGAUCCCGGCACUACAUGUUGAAGCUGUGUGAGGCUCUUGAUGUCAGCCCAGACAAGGUGAAAGUUGGCGUGGUUCAGUUUGGUUCCACGCCCAAACUGGAAAUCAGUCUAGACUCCUACAAGAGCAAGGACGAGCUGAAGAAAAAGAUGAAGAAAAUCCACUAUAGAGGUGGAAGCACACAGACAGGUCUGGCUCUGAAGUUCGUUUUGAGGAAGGGGUUUUCCGGCGGACGCAAUUCCACUGGGCAACGCAUCGUGAUCCUCUUAUCUGACGGAAAGUCCCAGGGGGCAGUGCAGCUGGCUGCCUCGGAGCUCAAGCUGUCUGGAGUGACUCUGUUUGCCGUGGGGAUCCGUUACCCAAGGUGGGAAGAGCUCCAUGAACUGGCGAGCAGCCCAUCGGAUGCUCAUGUGUUCUUCGCGGAGCACUUCAGUGAUGCUGUUAAUGGAUUAUUCACCAGCCUCACCACCUCCUCCGUCUGCACUGCCGUUCCUUCAGGGUGUAAGGUGGAGUCUUACCCGUGUGUGCAGAAAACCCUGGAGACGGUAAAAGAGCUUCAGGGAAACUUCAUGUGCUGGAAAGGGUCCAAGGGAUACUCACCAUACACAUCCCUCUGCCCUCAUUACAGGUAUAGCAAAGUUUACAGGCAGCACCCCGUUGUCUGUCAACGAACUGUCUGUCCAGAACCAUGUGACUCUCAGCCCUGUCAGAACGGGGGGACGUGUAUAUCUGAGGGACUGGAGAAAUACCGCUGCGAGUGUCCCACAGGCUACGGCAGUGACCCCAAUUGUGCUCCCGUUCUGAGUUUCGACUGCUCUGUGGAUGUGCUCUUCCUGGUCGAGGGCUCCUCUUCUCUUACUCUGGAGGGUUUCUUGCGCUUCAAGUCCUUCUUAAAGCGUUUCAUGCAGGCUGUACUGAGCUCUGACACCCCUGUAAAGAUGGGGUUGGCCCAGUAUAGCAGCGACGUGAAGAUCGAAGCCAAAAUUGGGGAGCACAGAGACCCGGCGAAGCUGAUCCAGGCCGUUGAGCGCCUGCAGUAUCGUGGUGGCCAGGCCAAGGCUGGAAACGCUCUUCGCUACAUCACACGCAAUGGCUUUCAGAGCGCACCCGUGUUUGCCGACGUUCAGGACGACCUGCCGCGAGUGGUAGUGCUGCUCACGGGGACGCCCUCGGCGGACCCUGUGGUGGAGCCAGCGAAGUACGCACGGGACAGGGAGAUCUUCAUCAUCGGUGUAGGACCAGAAGGGAUGAGGGCUGAAAUAAACAACAUAACAGGAAACCCCCAGCGCACCAUCACAUACCAGUCACCCGACAGAUUGACCGCUAAGAUCCCGGAACUAAGAGCCAAAAUUUGCAGUGUCGACAACCAGGGCUGCCUGGGUCAAGCUUUGGACCUUGUUUUUGUGCUGGACGCCUCCAGUGCUGUAGGCAAGGACAAUUUCGUCCACUUUCAAGACUUUGUUCGGAGCACCUCAGUGCAGUUUGACAUCAAUCGAGAUGUGGCUCAGGUGGGACUGGUGGUUUAUGGGAGGCGGCCCGUCACGGUCUUUGACCUGGACAAGUAUGACUCGGGCUCUGCUGUGCUGAAGGCAGUGGGAGACGCUGCUUUUCUUGGUGGGAAGGCCUCUACAGGUUCAGCCCUGCUCCAUGUGCUCUCCCAGAGCCUGACGGUGGGGAAAGGAGCGCGACCUGGAGUCAACAAGGCUGUGGUGGUGCUGACUAAUGGGACGGGUGUGGAGGAUGCAGUGGUGCCCGCCCAGAAGAUCCGUGAUAGCGGAGUGUCAGUGUUUGUGAUUGGCAUCGGGAGCUUACAGCAAGAGGUCCUCAUCCGCAUCGCCGGCUCUGAGGAUCACAUGAUCUCUGUACCUUCAUAUGAUGACCUGAAAUACUCUGAGGAUGUGCUGGUACAGAUGGUGUGUGCAGACGUGAAGAAACCUGUUCACCUGUGCAGUCCCAACCCCUGUAUGAAUGAUGGCGUCUGUGUGCUUCUCAACGGCAGCUACCGCUGUGAAUGCCGUGGGUGGAAGGGUCCACACUGCGAAACACGAAGCAGAGAUCCGCCAAGCAGAGGAGAUCUCCCUAAACCUGCAGGCCUGAGGCGCCGUCAGCACAAGAGUGAAAAAGAGCUGCUGCAGCGCUAUAGGGAGCACCGCAAGAGACACGCGUCCCGAACACAGCACAGAUGAAGAGAACAACGCACACUACACACACAAAGACCCAGCUCAGCAAUGGGUUAACAUUCAUUCUACAAUUCACUCUGGUGGUGAACACACAAUCCAGACGACACUCCACGGGUAUCUAUUACAUGAAUUUUGUAAAUACGUUUUGUGCCUUAAAAAUUUGGAUUUUUUUAUUUAGUUAAUCUUAACUCUUUCCCUGCCAUUAAUGGAAAUUUCCAUCAU
Messenger RNA from Rhinichthys klamathensis goyatoka, 2657 nucleotides. RefSeq names its product von Willebrand factor A domain containing 2 (gene vwa2). The record is from RefSeq and is a predicted model, not a curated record. Gene Ontology annotation, cellular component: basement membrane. The transcript is spliced from 13 exons. Gene Ontology annotation, biological process: calcium-independent cell-matrix adhesion. Gene Ontology annotation, molecular function: calcium ion binding. The coding region runs from base 54 to 2441 and encodes 795 amino acids. Lineage: Eukaryota; Metazoa; Chordata; Actinopteri; Cypriniformes; Leuciscidae.